This is a messenger RNA of Leptopilina boulardi, 901 nucleotides long. RefSeq names its product prefoldin subunit 2 (gene Pfdn2). The transcript is spliced from 3 exons. Gene Ontology annotation, biological process: protein folding. Gene Ontology annotation, molecular function: protein folding chaperone. The coding region runs from base 53 to 499 and encodes 148 amino acids. Gene Ontology annotation, cellular component: cytoplasm; prefoldin complex. Lineage: Eukaryota; Metazoa; Arthropoda; Insecta; Hymenoptera; Figitidae. The record is from RefSeq and is a predicted model, not a curated record.
CCGUCAUAAUCAUAAAUGACUGUUUCUUUGAACAAAUAAGGGCAAAGAAAAAAUGGCAAGUGAAAAAAAGAUCAAAACUACGACGAAACGCGGAAAAUCCGCAGAAGAAAUUUUUGCAGGCUUUCAAACUCUGCGAAAUGAACAAAGAUUGAUGGCUAAUAAACUAACUGAAAUGGAAAUGGAGCUAAAUGAACACAAAAUUGUCAUCGACACUUUAAAAACUGUAGACCCCAAAAAAAAGUGUUACAGAAUGAUAGGUGGAAUCUUAUGUGAACGCACAGUUCAAGAAGUAAUGCCAGCAUUAGUUUCAAAUAAAGAACAGUUAACGAAAGUCAUAGAAACUUUGAACGAACAAUUAACAAAGAAAGGAGUCGAAAUUAACGAAUACAAGGAGAAACAUAAUAUAAGAAUUCGAGGCCAAGAUGAAAUUCCUCAACAAGAUGAUGAUUCCAAAGAAUCGAAAAGAAAUGCAAUAGUCGUAAAUCCAAUUGAAGUUUAAUUACCUCGUGAAAUUCGCAUCUCUAAAAAUUGAAAUUCAUGUGUGAUAAUAAUGUUCAUUAACUUCCCAUUUUCAGCAUUUAUUUAUUAAAUUUUUUGGACAUCAGCAAAUCUUAAAAACUCGCGUGUUUUUUUUUUUUUUUUUUUUUGUUUUUAAAAAAGAACUUUUAUCAUCACUUUGUUAAGCACAUUGUAGAUUUAAGAUAAUCUUAAUAAUUGUCAAGAAAUUAAAAUAUUUUCAACUAUUAUUUGCUAAUGUUAAUUAAAUUUAGCGAAAGAAAAAACACAAUGUUUAAAAAUAAAAAGUUGCAUUAUUUAAAUUCGCUCACAAAUAAAUACGGCUUAAGUCCUUUGGAAUUGUACUAAAACAAAAAAAUGAAUAAAUUUUAUAAUCAUUGUUUAA